AAUAAAAUAAAAUAGGCCUAAUGCAUACACUUAAUAUAAAAUGCGCUGGUUUAUUUUAGUGUAAUGAUUUUUAGGCUACUUGACACUAAUUUAUUAACACUCUUUUUUUUCAGACAAAUAAGAAUGUUAAGGAUACAGGAUCCAAUAUUUUGGCACUUUUAAACAACUCGAAUAGGAAUAGUUUUUGGUCUGCUUUUUGUGAUAUAAUUUACUUCCAAACAAAUCAUCAAUAUAGCCUAUUACUUAACGUACAUUCAGUUCUAGUUUGAAUAUAUAUGAUGGUGCAAGAAAAGAAUCGAAAUGUUGAAUUAACAUUGCUGCAAUCGAAAAGACGGCUGACCGGCACUCGUUCAGUACCGCAUACCGCCAUCGCAUCCGUGACCGCAUUUUUCUCGGCUUGCGUAACAUAUCGCGUGACUUACUAGGUUAGUAACGUGAGGGAACGGACAGCAGAGAAGGCGGUGUUGAUGACGGUAGGAGGAGAUUGUGCGUUGUCGUCGUCUUCCGCGUUUCCCUGGAUUUCAACCACUGUUCUGAUUCCAUCGCGUCCUCUCCUUGCACGUUUUUACGCUCGGUCCACCCUCCCAAUUUAGUUAGUUGUAAAAAUAAAUAAAUAAAUACAUUAUAAAGGCCUCGCUGUCCCUCUCUCCGCCUUCACCUCUCCUCUUUCUCUCCCCACUUUGCAAAUAACUACCACCGCCUUCGUUCUCCACAUGCAGCAUCGGAGUCCUGGGCCCCGGCGUACCGGCUCCAGCCAUGUCGGCGAGGAAUACAGCGGCUGGCGGCGGUGACGGAGCGACGGGGGAAAUGCCAGGAGACUCACUAGAGGGAGAACCCCAGGGCCUCUCUGUCUCUCUGUCUGGUUUGAUGACCCCCGCCUCAGCCACCGGCAUGGCCUCAGGCAUGGAGCUGCCCAGGAAACGGAAAGGCAGCAUGGACAACCCGGAAACAAAAUCUGCUUCAAAUCUAGAGGAGGAUAUGGAGGACGAUCAGGGAAGAUCGGAAGGAGACGACCAGCACUUAAAAAUUAAAUGUGUCAGAGAACCUCACAGUCAGAUCGAGAAACGGCGGCGAGAUAAGAUGAAUAACUUGAUUGAUGAGUUGGCAGCGAUGAUUCCCACCUGUAACCCCAUGUCCCGCAAGCUUGACAAACUCACUGUGUUACGAAUGGCUGUCCAGCACCUCAAAUCACUCAAAGGAGCAACCAGCUCGUUUGCAGAAGCCAAUUACAAACCUGCAUUCCUCCCAGAUGAUGAGCUCAAACACCUUGUCUUAAGGGCUGCAGAUGGAUUUCUCUUUGUGGUUGGCUGUGACCGUGGGAAGAUAGUCUUUGUCUCAGAAUCUGUUUCGAAAACACUGAAUUACAGUCGGACGGAGUUAAUUGGACAGAGCCUGUUUGAUUAUGUUCAUCCUAAGGACAUUGGUAAAGUGAAGGAACAGCUGUCUGCCUCUGAACUCUACCCACGGGAGCGCCUCAUAGACGCCAAAACGGGAUUGCAGGUGCAGGCUGAGCUCCCCGUCGGAGCAGCUCGGCUCUGCUCUGGAGCCCGGCGCUCAUUUUUCUGCCGAAUGAAGUACAACAAAGUUACUGUCAAAGAAGAGAGGGACUUCCAAGCUGGGGCUUCAAAAAAGAAAGAGUCACAGCGGUACUGCACUGUGCACUGCACGGGAUACAUGCGCACCUGGCCCACGCGCCAGCUGGGCACAGAGGGGGAGGCUGAGACGGAUAAAGAGAGCUCCCACUUCAGCUGCCUGGUAGCAGUGGGCCGCGUGCACCCCCACACCCUCCCACAGGCCAACGGAGAGAUCAAGGUCAAGCCUACUGAAUUUGUCACCCGCUACGCCAUGGAUGGCAAAUUCACCUUUGUGGAUCAACGAGCCACCACUAUUCUGGGUUAUUUACCCCAGGAGCUGCUAGGCACAUCCUGCUAUGAAUACUUCCAUCUGGACGACCUGCCUCAUUUGGCAGAUAGACACCGAAAAGUGCUGAGGAGUAAAGAGAAGAUUGAGACAAACUGCUAUAAGUUUAAAACGAAAUAUGGCUCUUUUGUCACCUUACAAAGUCAGUGGUUUAGUUUUAUAAAUCCCUGGACCAAAGAAAUAGAAUACAUAGUGUCGACCAACACCGUAAUAUCCGGUAAAAGUAAUCCAGGUGGAUCAGGGGAUAAAUCUGAGCAGCCUAGUAGUUCCAAGGCCUCGGAGGAUGAUGCCAAGAAGUCCCAACAAGUUCCAAUCAUCCCAGGGAUCUCCAGUGCAUCAGGCAUGAUUUACGCUGGGUGCAUAGGGACCCAAAUUGCUAAUGAGAUAAUGGACUAUAAUAGGAUGAACUCCUCACCAUCCAGCGGCAAUACAAGUCCAUUCAGUUUACUGCAGGACAAGUCUCCACUGGCCCUUGCUCAGGCCAGCAGCAAUGUGCCAAAUGGAGAAGUGACAGAUGUGGAGAUGCCUGGCAAAUCAAGCUCAGAGGAGGAAGCGAGGGGUGGGGCCUUCACCGCGGGAGAAAGUCUGAUGGAGGGGAGCUCUCAGUUGGAUCUGGAGGGGGUUCCUGGGUUAGGCGCUCUGAGCACUGACGAGGCAGCCAUGGCGGUCAUCAUGAGCUUACUGGAGACCGAUGCUAACCUGGGUGAGGCCGUGGACUUUGACGAGAUGCACUGGUCUCUGUGAACACAGCUCCAGUUUUUUUUUUUUUUUUUAAAGACCCAUCUUAUCUGGAGCUUUUUAAAAUGAACCAUCCAUUGAUUUUCAUGUGGCAGCAAGCCUUCGAGAAUUCUUUGGCUUUCAUGUUUUUAAUUUAUUAGUGUCUUUUUAAUGUGUAUGGACAAGCUGCAUGGCAGGUUAUCUGAUGGCUGCCCUUGGUGAAGGAGAACCAAACGGGACGGGGGUCUCUCUGAGUACCUUAUGCUGAGUACCUUAAGCAACAGGACCAGGUUUUAUGUGGUCUGGUGUGCAUUUCUUCACCUCAGCCCUGAGGUCACUUCUGCCCCUUGGCAUGGAUCAGAAUGGAGAGACGUUCUUGGCCUGUUUUGCCAUGUUUGCCAUGCCUCAGCCAAGCCAUAAGGCAAGAACCCAAAUGGUCCACUGUGAUCCAGUGGCGUAAGGAUUUCAAAACUGUUUCAUUAGUCAAUCAACACUUGAACUGAUGCUUUUGAAGCAAAGCUGGACUAAAUUGUUUUAUAAAAACGUCAUGGGAUUCCUUUGGCAAAGGAAGCCUGGUAGUUAUUUUACCCUUUUAGCGCAGAAAUCAUCUUGAAUUCAAAGGGUUUUUUUUUUUUUUUUUUUUUAUGAACGAGUGGAACAACGGGGAGGGGUAUUGGUUAGCGCUUGUGGUCAUUUGUCAAACAGAACUACUUGAAAAGACUGGAAAAAUCUGAAAAUUGAGGAUCACCGUUAGGCCUGACAUUUGUUUUUUCCUCUCUAGUCUACAAACGUGUGUGAAUGUCUACUUUUCCCUCAGACCUUCGUCUGUCCUGCCAGGGCUAUGCUUUUCUAAAAAGAGGCCCGUCACUAAAAUUUACAGGGACUGGGACGAUCUUCUUGGUUGUUGCCCCCUUAGUUAGAUGUGCUAGUUCUGCUGUUCUGAAAUCUGGUCUUGAUGGAGAUGGGGAAACAGGUAAAAUGGCGAUUGGAAUCUAAUAAGGGUAGGGUCUCUCAGGGAGCAGAUCAUCAAAACCCCUUGUCAAAAUCCUUUAGCGGAUCAGCAAAGAACUGCUUUUUAGACACUUGUGUGAAUGUGGAGUUUAAGACUUCUACAGGGCUUCAUUCGUUCAUUUUCUUUCAUGGAACACAAAUGGAGAUAUUUAGAAGCAUGUUCACUCUGCUCUUUUCCAUGUAAUGAAAGUUAAUGGUGACCAUGGCCUUUCAAGCUUCAAUGAGGACUAUAAAAAGCACCACAGAAGUAAUUCAUAAGAUUUGUUCGCUAUAUUCCAAGUCCAACUUAUCCCUUCAUAGAUCUCCAAUUUAAUUAAUGCAAUAUGGCAUUUUAUCCAAAGUCUAGAAUACACUUACAAGAUGUUUGCCCUGUCUGGAGGAGUCGAUGCUAGUUGCCAAAAGUCAGAGCCAGCCUGCAGAUUUUACAGAUUCACAGAAAAUCAUGUUGAAUGCUGGGCACAGAUUCAGAUUUUCUAGCUUCAGACUAUGAUUCCAUUCAGUCGGAAGAUAUCAUACAUGUUUUCAUUUGUCUCAUAUCUCCUAGCAACAAGGCACAUUUCUUAGUGCGUUUGUUGUGUUUGAAAUGACUAUGAAGUCUAUUAGUGUGUCAUCUACAGUUAAGUCUAUGAGUUCACAAGUGUAUGGAAAUCUGGUUUUAAAAGUCAGGUAGUGCAUUCUAGUCAUAAGGAAGAAAGAAAACCAUACAGGUUUUGAAAGUAAUGCUGGAAUUUCCAUUUUUGGCUGAACUAUUACCUUAACUGAAGACAAGAGACCUAAGAACAUGUUUUUUUUUUUCUCAAUGUUUUAGUAGUUUUAAAUGGAAAAAUCAAAGACAAUGUCUGCUGUUUUGAGCCUGUUUUCACAGAGGGCUACAAGCUCAGAAACAUGACACCUCUUUUUGGGCAGAUGAUCUUUGUGGGCUGUUAAAAUUAUGCUAUCAAAUGCCAUUCAUUAUUAUAUUCCCUAUUUUGUAUAUUACAUUUGAGGUCUCAUUGCGUGUGCAUGUCCUUACGAUACUGAUUCGCUCUUCCUUUUCUAAAUUUCUCAAAUUCAAUUUGAUUCCCCUGGGUAAUCGUUCACCUCUAUGAAUUCACAUUUCACUUUGUAUCUGAUUUUGCACAUAUUCACAUAAUUUGUGAAAUUUGCUUCCCUUCGUGCUGGUGACCUUUCAUUCAGACGAUCAGUGUAUUGAACUGCUUUACUGUGAUGGUGCACAUGUGCCACAGGAGUCUCAUGGCCUUGCAUGAUGGAAACGGCUGAUUCUGACCGAUUAUACCAAAGCAAUUUGACCGCAGACAUAUUUCAAGUACCCUUAACGCUCAGCUGCCCUGUGCUGUCAGAUGAUCUAUAAUUCUGUGAGCUGCUUUUUAAAAAAAA
Carassius auratus (goldfish) is the source of this 5025-nucleotide messenger RNA. Its product is annotated as aryl hydrocarbon receptor nuclear translocator-like protein 2. Lineage: Eukaryota; Metazoa; Chordata; Actinopteri; Cypriniformes; Cyprinidae. The record is from RefSeq and is a predicted model, not a curated record. The coding region runs from base 757 to 2664 and encodes 635 amino acids. Gene Ontology annotation, cellular component: cytoplasm; transcription regulator complex; nucleus. Gene Ontology annotation, biological process: regulation of DNA-templated transcription. Gene Ontology annotation, molecular function: DNA-binding transcription factor activity; protein dimerization activity. The transcript has 17 exons.